This is a messenger RNA of Calidris pugnax (ruff), 3074 nucleotides long. It is a transcript of the gene ZC3H12D, whose product is annotated as zinc finger CCCH-type containing 12D. The record is from RefSeq and is a predicted model, not a curated record. Gene Ontology annotation, biological process: nuclear-transcribed mRNA catabolic process, RNase MRP-dependent; 3'-UTR-mediated mRNA destabilization. Gene Ontology annotation, cellular component: nucleus; cytoplasmic ribonucleoprotein granule. Gene Ontology annotation, molecular function: RNA endonuclease activity; metal ion binding; mRNA binding. NCBI's taxonomy places the organism in Eukaryota, Metazoa, Chordata, Aves, Charadriiformes, Scolopacidae. Bases 209 to 2083 code for a protein of 624 amino acids. The transcript has 6 exons.
GAUUUCCCUCCACACAAAUAAUACUGUAUGAAGACAUUGUUUUACCAGUUCCGCGGCUUCCUUCCCACCAGUGCAAGGACAUCUGCCAAAUUCCCCCAGAGCAGCUCAUCUCCAGCUUCUCCAUCCUCCACAGCUAAAGCUGAUGCCUGUUGGAGGAGGCUGGGAAGACAGGAGCACUGGGUUUGAAGGAACAUAAUUGCCUGCUAGGAUGGCACUGGCCAGCUCACUUUCCAGCAAGCCGGUGCCACCAGGCUCCAGAAAAGUUUCUGCGGUGGGGGUGGAAGGUCACCAGAGCAAGCUGGAUUUUUUCUGCAAGCUGGGAUAUGGUAAACAGGACAUAUGCAAAGUCCUGGAGAACCUGGGCCAAGAGGCUCUGGAGGAUGAUGUGCUGAAAGAGCUGAUUCGGAUGGGGAGCAAACCUCAAGCUCUGGAAAGCCAGGCUCAACCUUCCCAGCUAAAACUUGUUGCCCGUGGAUCAUGUAGCACUUCACCAGGGUCGAAGUGGCUUGGAGAAGAUGACGGUGAUUCUUCCAGUCACUUGAGACCCAUUGUGAUCGAUGGCAGCAACGUUGCAAUGAGUCAUGGAAACAAAGAGGUAUUCUCCUGCUGGGGGAUCCAGCUGGCAGUGGAUUGGUUUCGAGAAAGGGGGCACACAUACAUCAAGGUUUUUGUCCCACUCUGGAGAAAGGAGCCCCCUCGUCAAGACAGUCCGAUUGCAGAUCAGCAUAUUCUUGAAGAGCUUGAAAAGCAAUCGAUCCUUGUGUACACCCCAUCCCGGAAGGUGAAAGGCAAGAGGGUAGUUUGCUACGAUGAUCGCUAUAUAGUGAAGGUCGCUUAUGAGAAAGACGGAGUCAUUGUCUCCAAUGACAAUUACCGGGACCUCCAGAAUGAAAACCCCGAGUGGAAAUGGUUUAUUGAGCAGCGACUACUCAUGUACUCUUUUGUCAGUAACAGGUUUAUGCCUCCCGAUGACCCGUUAGGCCGGCAUGGACCCACUCUUAGUAACUUCCUCAGCAAAAAGCCAGUGCUUCCUGAACCAAAAUGGCAGCCUUGUCCCUAUGGUAAAAAAUGCACCUAUGGCAAUAAGUGCAAAUUUUACCACCCAGAGAGACCACACCAAGCUCAGCUCUCAGUGGCUGAUGAGCUCAGGGCCAAAACAGGGGUUCCGUUAAGCCUGAGGAAAGAGGAGAAGUGUAACUGCUUGAUGUACAGGACAGGAGGAGAUCCUGCACCACCUCAUGCCUGCACAGAAUCACUGCCAGAAGCCAGCAGCUACCCAGGGUGGUCCCAGGGAAGCUGUCCUGAGUGGCCAUCUGGCACCUGGGCUGGUGGCCCCGGCUUUGACUUGGGUCUGGACCAGCAGUUUCUACAUCCAGAGCUGCUGCGAGACCAGCCGCUCUUGGAGAAGAUGUCAGCGCUAUCCAUCGGUAACGGCACCUACAGCUACAACGGGCCCACACAUCCCUCUCAGGACAGAGAGGUGACGGACAGCCCUCAUCGCUGCAGUGACCUCAGGCACAACCCCUACUCCCUUCAUCACCCCCACAGCUUGGACCACGCCAGCCCACCAGGAUGCCCCUUCCAGCGACCGGUGCUCCUGCCUGCGCGGGGCGGGAUGAGCCCAGACUGGAGGUGGCCCCAGGAGUGCUGCAGCACACACAGGAUGGGUCAGAGGAGCCCUUACGUCCCCAGUGGUGCUCAGCACAAACGGGUCCUGGAGACCCAGCCCCGUGUUUUGCCGCAGUCCACAGCUCUUCCACCGGACCCGCUCCACGUGUACAGCGAGCAUCACCUGCAGCAGCAGCACUGCUUCCCCAGCCCGCACCCACGGCACCCCUUCCUCUUGGACUCCAGCAAGGAGCUGGGCUUCUUCCAGAAAGCCCAUGCUUACCCCGACACCCCUUACAGUGACUACUGGCCCACCCCAGCUGUGAGACCACCAUCUGCCCAGCAAGCAGACAUACGCAGGGAGCUGUGCUCCCUCUUCCCUUACGGCGAGGUUGACCACGUCAUGGCUUUGUACCCUGAUAUCAGGGAUAUCGCCAGUUUGACUUUACUGAUUCAAAGACACAGAAACUUGUGAAGCUGCCAGAUCAAACCUUUCCCAACAAGCGUAUAUCCCAGGGCAAAAAAGAUGCUGCUCUGAGGCUUAACCAAACCUUACUAAAGGGCUCAAUGGCAAGGGUUAUAGCUGUUCCUGGAGCACGUCUAAGCAUCAACCGGCUACCUCACAUGGGGCAUCACGUCAAGGCAAAUGCUGCCAUUCAAUGCAGUGGGAUCUCAUCUGCCUUCCAUGGAAGCGAAUGGGAGGGCUCGGGGUAACCGGACUGUCAGAAUUUGAACCUCACUGGUGGCCAGUUUCAGGAUGGCAUGGAUCUUCAUUAGCACCUUGAAACACCAGACAUGUUUUUACAGUCCUAACCUAUUGUUCAACUACCAUAAAAGUACCAUACUCCCCAGUAAAAGGCUCUCCACAGACACUCCCAUGACUACCUACUCAACAAGGAUAAACAGGAGUUUGGACUGGUUCCCCUAACACAGGGCUGUCGGGCAUCUUUGGGUCUGUGUUAUUGCCUGAUAGAGGUCCAGCCCUCUGUCAGCGAGCUUUCAAAGGUACAUCUCCUGUUUAUAAAUCAAUGCUGUGACCGUGCAGAAUCAUGAGCAGAGGUGGGGGAGGUAUCCCAGAGCACCUGAAGGAAGCUGCAGGUAUUUUUCUCAGGGAUCACACACAAUGUGAAUCAAAUCAGGGAAGUAAUCUCCAGUCUAUGUCCUGAUGUGGGCUAAGGGAUCAGGGCUGUUAAUUAAAAAAAGGAAAAACUCAGAUGUUACCAAGAGAGAAAAAAAACAACAACAAAACCCUUUAAAGUGUCUCUGUUGUAUUGAACAAGAAAACUACUGUUAACUUAAGCAUGGUCUCAUAAUGCAAUUAUAGAGCUGAUUUAUGAUUACAAACAUUUAAACUGUGUUCUGUUGGGACGUUUAUUUUUUCAGUAAACUGUAAAGCUGCUAAUCUCUGCAUUAUUCCACUGAAUUCUUCAGGUUGUGAUUCAAAUAUUAAGGUUGGUCCAGAAGGU